GUAUGGAUUAAGUCAGACACUUGGAAUUGUACUUGCGUAUAGGAUUGUAGAAACUUUUCAAAGUUCAUUUUAUAGUUAAUUACAAAAAAAAUGAUGACACCUCAGUAUGGGAAUCAAGAAACAUAUAUACCCUCAUCAGGAUCACCUCUGAAUGGAGAUAAAGUUUCUUUUUAUUCACGUCUCACUUGUUUGUUUCUGGAUAGAACAACUCUUUACCCAAAGUCACGAUGGUUGGCUCUUUUGAUUUUAAUGGGCUUAUUUUCCCUACGUAUAUAUACAUAUCAAGGUUUUUAUAUAGUAACGUACGCUUUGGCUAUUUAUUUAUUAAAUCUUUUUUUGGGCUUUAUCACUCCACGAGUGGAUCCUGAAGAAGAAGAUUACAUUCUUCCUAUACGAGAAACGGAUGAAUUCCGUCCAUUUCAGCGUCAAGUCAAUGAAUUCAAAUUUUGGCUACAAGCUACAAAAGGCACAUUAUUAAGUCUUCUAGCUACUUGUUUUCCUAUUCUAGAUCUUCCCGUAUUUUGGCCAGUACUCGUUGUAUAUUUUUCUUUUUUGUUCAUAAUCACCAUGCGGCAACAAAUAAAGCAUAUGAUAAAGCAUAAAUAUGUUCCUUUCUCUUGGGGGAAACAGUCUUAUGGAGCUAUCACUCGACAGCGUAGUCCCAAAGCGAAAUUCGCGGGGAAAAGUUUUGCUGCAGGUUUCCCAUCAAUGCAAGCUAAAUCUGAAAAUCUUAUAUCGUAAAUUUUCAUAACGCAUGACGAGA
Hylaeus volcanicus is the source of this 763-nucleotide messenger RNA. RefSeq lists its product as uncharacterized. Bases 91 to 741 code for a protein of 216 amino acids. Gene Ontology annotation, biological process: protein retention in ER lumen; retrograde vesicle-mediated transport, Golgi to endoplasmic reticulum. The record is from RefSeq and is a predicted model, not a curated record. Lineage: Eukaryota; Metazoa; Arthropoda; Insecta; Hymenoptera; Colletidae. The transcript has 7 exons. Gene Ontology annotation, cellular component: Golgi membrane.